CUGUGUGUCUGUGUGUCUCACCGUGUCUCUGUGUGUCUCACCGUGUCUGUGUGUGUCUGUGUGUCUCUGUGUGUGUAGCUACUACCGAGGUACGCACGGUGUGAUCGUGGUCUACGACGUCACCAACGCCGAGUCGUUUGUCAACGUGAAGCGUUGGCUCCACGAGAUCGCUCAGAACUGUGACGAUGUCUGCCGUGUGCUGGUGGGUAACAAGGCUGACGAUCCGAGCAGGAGAGUGGUGGAGAGCUCCGAUGCUCGGCGCUUCUCUGAGCAGAUGGGGAUCCAGCUGUUUGAGACGAGUGCCAAAGACAACAUCAACGUGGAGGAGAUGUUCAGCAACGUGACCCAUGCCGUGCUGCGGGCUAAGAAGGAGUCUCUGGCGAGGCAGCAGCAGCAGCAGCUGCAGGGUGACGUCGUGCGGCUGGGUCGCCCCGCCAAGGGCACCAGGAAACGCAAAACGUGCUGCUGAUGACGGCCCACGAUGGAGGGGACAGCCAGGUGGAGGAGGUGGAGUAGGUGGAGGA
Petromyzon marinus (sea lamprey) is the source of this 524-nucleotide messenger RNA. The record is from RefSeq and is a predicted model, not a curated record. NCBI's taxonomy places the organism in Eukaryota, Metazoa, Chordata, Hyperoartia, Petromyzontiformes, Petromyzontidae.